Oppiella nova is the source of this 630-nucleotide messenger RNA. The record is from the annotation of a GenBank genome assembly. Lineage: Eukaryota; Metazoa; Arthropoda; Arachnida; Sarcoptiformes; Oppiidae.
AUGGGUGGGUCUGUCAGUUGGGGAAAGGGAUGUAAUUGCCUACAUUUGCAAAUAUAUCGCGACAGCAAAGACCGGUGCAAAAACGCAUCCACCAAAUCGUCGCUAUCUCUCGACGGCUUCCUCGCCAUCGAAAGUGGAUUUACUUUAGACAAAGAGAGCAAUACUAUUGCCAUUGUAUGCCGAGACCUGAUUGUGGUGCUGGCGUUUGACACAAGGGAAGUGCUAAUCCAAUGGCAGGUCAAGAUUAAGGCACAUCUCAGCGAAGUGCAACAAUUUCUCGUCCAAAUCACAAAUCUUCCGCCAAAAAGCAAACUCAGUACCGGACCCGCGCGCCUACACCUCCAGGACUAUACAUUCUGUUUGGUGUCGGCAAUACCGCCCCGACUACUUGGCUUUUGGCCCAUUAAUGAGUUGCGAAGGUUUGGCAUAAUUGACGGCAAAUUCUGCUUUGAAGGAGGAUCUGGUUGCGGGAAAGAUCGAUUAGGAGUGGGCGCACAUGUAUUGCAUACGAAUCAGUGCGAAGAGUUGGCCAAAUGCUUUGAAUUGGCACUCAAUGGCAAACUUCAUGGAAAGCGACGACUUUCAACAAACAAGAACUCAUGUAAGAGAAGGGAUUCAAUGCAACAUUGA